Prorocentrum cordatum is the source of this 1554-nucleotide messenger RNA. The record is from the annotation of a GenBank genome assembly. Lineage: Eukaryota; Dinophyceae; Prorocentrales; Prorocentraceae.
UCCCAAACUGUCUCGUUCGUCGUGACCCAUCCGUCCACCGUCCACAGACUGUUCGGGUCGCAGGUUUGGGCUGGGAAUGCCAAGUGCUACUACCUUCGAAGCAGGUUCAGCAGCCAGUCCCAGAGAUUCUGCGAGGCCUCUGAUUCAUCGAUGAUAUGUUCACCGCAAUCCCAAACAGCUUCGUCCGUCCUGACCCAGCCGUCCUCCGUCCACAUGGAGUUGGGGUCGCAAGUUAGGUUGCACGCGAACCAGUAGUCGUUCUUCUUGUACACUUCGCCCCUGGCUCAGAGCAGCACUGGGACAGUGCGCAAGACGCCCCGUUGGGCGUGCACGGAAGCCGAAUCUCCUGACAAUCCCAAACUGUCUCGUUCGUCGUGACCCAUCCGUCAACCGUCCACAGACUGUUCGGGUCGCAGGUUUGGUUGCACGAUUUGGUUGCACGAGCUCCAAUGGUCGUUCUUCUUGUAGCACUUCGCCCCUGGCUCAGAGCAGCACUGGGACAGUGCGCAAGACGCCCCGUUGGGCAUGCACGGAAGCCGAAUCUCCUGACAAUCCCAAACUGUCUCGUUCGUCGUGACCCAUCCGUCAACCGUCCACAGACUGUUUGGGUCGCAAGUUUGGUUGCACGAGCUCCAAUGGUCAUUCUUCUUGUAACACUUCGCGCCAGGCUCAGAGCAGCACUGGGAAAGUGCGCAAGACUCCCCGUUCUGCGAGCAAACGGAGGCUGUCGCAGCAUCGGGGCUACUCGCAGAGUCUGACGAAACAUCAGUGUCAGCUGCAGUCCCAGCACCGGAGUCAGUCGAAGCAUCGGUACCAUAAAUACUGAUGACCUCGCAAUCCCACACUGUUUCGUUCGUCUUGACCCAACCGUUCUCCAUCCACAUGUAGUUUGGGUUGCAAGUUUGGUUGCACGCGAACCAAUAGUCAUUCUUCUUGUAGCACUUCGCCCCGGGUUCAGCGCAGCACUGGGUAAGUGCGCAAGACGCCCCAGUCGCCGAGCACGGCGGCCGAAUCUCCGUGCAGUCCCAGACUGUCUCGUUCGUCUCGACCCAGCCGUCCGUCUUCCACAUGUAAUAUGGGUUGCAAGUUUGGUUGCACGAGCUCCAAUGGUCAUUCUUCUUGUAGCACUUCGUGCCAGGCUCAGAACAGCACAUGGUAAGUGCGCAAGACGCCCCCGUCUGCGAGCACGGGUCGGUCUGGUUGGGAUCCGCGCCGCUCACAUCGCUGGCAGCCUCGACAAUGAUAGCCUCGGGAGAGGCAAGAGUCGCGGCCCCCGUGGAGGGCCGCGCGCGCCAAGCCACAGCAAGCAAAGCCAACGCCGCCGCGGCCGCCGACAGCGCCGCCGCCCCGGCCACAGCGCGCUGCUCGCGCGGCGCGCGCGGCGCCCGCGCGGGGGCGAUCACUCCUGGCUCGCAGUCGCUCUCGAGGGGGAGCUGGAGCGGCAGGAACUCGCUCCUGUCCGCGCGCAUGGCAGACGAACGAUCGAGCUGCAGCGAGCGCCUGUCGGGUGGGAGCGCGAGUCUCGGGCCUUGAGUCAAAAUGACUUGAGCCGAA